This is a messenger RNA of Podarcis muralis (Common wall lizard), 2160 nucleotides long. RefSeq names its product DNA meiotic recombinase 1 (gene DMC1). Gene Ontology annotation, biological process: chromosome organization involved in meiotic cell cycle; DNA recombinase assembly; DNA repair. Gene Ontology annotation, cellular component: condensed nuclear chromosome; nucleus. The record is from RefSeq and is a predicted model, not a curated record. Lineage: Eukaryota; Metazoa; Chordata; Lepidosauria; Squamata; Lacertidae. Gene Ontology annotation, molecular function: DNA strand exchange activity; ATP hydrolysis activity; ATP binding.
CACCACCAGGCUGUGCCCUUGAUCUGUCAAAAUGCCUGCAACUUUGCUCCAAGGUUUCCUCAGGAGAUCUAGCAACCCCUGUAGAUAUAACAUCUAUAUUCUUCUUCUGGUCACUGAUUGAAAUCUUACUAUAUCUUGUAUUACAAUGAAGUCCAUGGAGGAUCAAGUUGUGCAGGAAGAACCAGGAUUCCAGGAUGAUGAGGAGUCCUUUUUCCAGGACAUCGACCUGCUACAGAAGCAUGGAAUUAAUGUGGCUGAUAUUAAAAAGCUGAAAACAGUGGGAAUUUGUACAAUCAAAGGAAUUCAGAUGACAACUAGGCGGGCACUAUGCAAUGUUAAGGGACUCUCAGAAGCCAAAGUGGAGAAGAUAAAAGAGGCAGCCAACAAACUUAUAGAACCAGGAUUUUUGACAGCUUUUGAGUACAGUGAGAAACGUAGGAUGGUGUUCCAUAUCACCACUGGAAGUCAAGAAUUUGAUAAACUCUUGGGUGGUGGAAUUGAAAGCAUGGCAAUUACUGAAGCCUUUGGGGAAUUCCGAACCGGCAAAACUCAGCUUUCCCACACUCUUUGUGUAACAGCCCAGCUUCCUGGAACGGAUGGCUAUACUGGUGGGAAGAUUAUUUUCAUUGACACAGAAAACACCUUCCGUCCAGACCGUCUUCGUGAUAUUGCUGAUCGCUUCAAUGCAGACCAUGAUGCAGUUCUUGACAAUGUAUUAUAUGCACGGGCAUAUACAAGUGAACAUCAGAUGGAAUUGCUUGAUUAUGUUGCUGCCAAAUUCCACGAGGAGCCAGGAAUUUUCAAACUAUUGGUAAUUGAUUCCAUUAUGGCGCUAUUCCGCGUGGACUUCAGUGGUCGUGGGGAACUGGCUGAAAGGCAACAGAAGCUUGCUCAGAUGCUGUCAAGGCUUCAAAAAAUAUCAGAAGAAUAUAACGUGGCUGUGUUUGUAACUAACCAGAUGACUGCUGACCCGGGAGCAACAAUGACGUUUCAGGCUGAUCCCAAAAAGCCCAUUGGGGGCCACAUCCUCGCUCAUGCUUCUACAACUAGGAUUAGUUUGCGUAAAGGAAGAGGAGAGUUGCGUAUUGCCAAGAUAUAUGAUAGCCCAGAAAUGCCUGAGAAUGAAGCCACAUUUGCAAUAACUGCCGGAGGAAUUGGAGAUGCUAAAGAAUAGGCAGAACCUUGGUGGUGAACAAAGGAAGGCACACCCACAAGCUAAAUCGUGUCUAAAGUUAGUUAAUUCCUGGUUACUUUUGUUCCAAAUCCAGAGUGUUUUAAUUUCUAAACACUUGUUGACAUUAUCACUGGGAAUGUUGUGAUCUUUUGGAAUUGUAGAGCAGGUUGGCUCUAUUAAGUUGGUAAACUGGUCACGGUCAACCUCUGAAACCUGUAUGGCUGAGCUUUUUGCAUGCCGACACAGAUUUUGUGCAAGGUGGCAACUGGCUUGCUACAACUUAUGUGUCAAUACAAAGCAAUUUCAAUAGGCUGAGAGGCACCCAGUGGGUAUGAGAAUUAAGGCUUACAAAAUGCUUAGAAAUUAUUUUAAAGAGAUGUUGUUAAUUGUUUGUUGCCCUUUUUAAAACGGAUGUUUCUGUCGCAAAAAAACACACAUUCCACCUCAAGGACAUAACACCCAACACUGUUUACACUGCCAAGGGCUGCCUACCUAUGUCCUUGAAGUCUUACAAUAUUUGCAUGUAGAAUGGAACAUAAUAGCAUGGAAUGCCACUGAGAAUAAAAUAGUAUUUAUUAACUGCCCAGCAUUUUAAAAAGUAUGCUUGUCACUGGAGCCUCCAGAUAAAGCACAAGCUGAUGUAUAGAAAAAUGGAAAUGGUUUCUGCUAGAGGAAUAGUAGAAUUGUUUAUAAAGUUGUUUUUAUGAGUCUUGACAGCUCUAUUUAACUGAAACGAAAUUGUUCAUGCUUGCAUUUUUAAUAAAAUGUAGCAGUUGCUAGCUUUUUCAUCCGUGAAAUGCAUUAAACUACUUUUUCCCCAUUUGUUAUGUGGGUAACAAGUGGAAGCUGCCUCCCAAUAAGUUUAUUCUAAUUGUCUUAUUCUUUCUAUGUAAUCUGUGCCACUGACAGCAUAUGUGUCAAGGAAUUCUCUGCAUCCAGCAAUGCCAAACAUAAUCAAAAGGUGAUGUUGAACAUCUCUGAACACA